CGGCUGGCAGGGUUGGCGGAAGUGGUGUGGGCGAGGUGAUCCCGCAGUGCAGGAGCUGCUCAGCUCGAGUGCCGGGACCGGACGUGGAGCAGUGGCCAUUGCCUCGUCUUCUGAGCUCCGGGAAGAUGAUGCGCUUCGCCCUGACCGUGGUCCGGCAUGGAGAAACAAGACUUAACAAGGAGAAGAUAAUUCAAGGACAAGGAGUAGAUGAGCCUCUUUCAGAAACGGGAUUUAAACAAGCAGCAGCCGCUGGCACGUUUCUGAGCCGUGUGAAGUUCACUCACGCUUUCUCCAGUGACCUCACGAGGACGAAGCAGACCAUGCAUGAGAUUUUGAAGAACACCAAAUUUUGCAAAGACAUGACAGUAAAGUAUGAUUCAAGACUUCGAGAAAGGAAGUACGGGAUUGCGGAAUCCAAGGCGCUCAGUGAGCUCAGGGCCAUGGCCAAAGCGGCAGGGGAGGAAUGCCCCGUAUUCACACCACCUGGAGGAGAGACCUUAGACCAGGUGAAAAUGCGUGGAAAAGACUUUUUUGAAUUUCUUUGUCAACUAAUUCUGAAAGAAACAGGCCAAAAAGAACAGUUUCCCCAAGGAGCUCCAAGCAACUGUCUGGAAGCUUCUUUGGCAGAGAUAUUUCCUUUAGGAAAAAACCACGGCUCCGAAUUUAAUCCGGACAGCGGCGCCCCAGAAUUAGUAGCCAGCGUCUUAGUUGUGAGUCACGGCGGCUACAUGAAAGGGCUGUUUGAGUAUUUUGUGACUGACCUCAAGUGCUCCUUACCGACAACUCAGAGCAAGUUCGAACUCACGUCAGUCAGCCCGAACACGGGGAUUAGUGUCUUUGUCGUAAACCUGGAGGAAGGAGAAGUCGUGAGGCCAGCCAUGCAGUGUGUGUGUUUGAACCUACAGGAUCACCUGGGUAAAAUGACUGAAGCUCACUGAGUUUAAGCCUCCAGCAAAGUCAAGCACUUUUGAAGAUUCUGAAGGGAGUGCCUUUGGCUUUAUUUAUUCAUGUUCUUCGCUAGUGCUGAUUUGGAAACAGUUCAAGAGUAGGUUCAGAAGCCCCAGUGGAAUCAUAGCCACAGAAAACAAUGAUGGAAAUCCAUUUAGAAUAGACUUUGUCUCCAUACAGCGGGGCACUCUCCAGAGUAACUCCUCCACCCUGCGCCGUUUUGUCUCUGGAGGAAGGAACCCCGUAUUGCACGUUGAGGGGUUAAUGACCUGGUUGCUAUCUCUCCCACCCCUUUUUUUAAUGUUGAUAUUUUACUUGAUUAUUUUUUCUUUUUUAAAAUUUAAUUUGAUUUGAUUUGAUAAUUAUAUACAUUUAAUUGUACGUCUUUAUGGUGUACAAUACGGUUUUUCACAGCAUGCAGGUAGUGUGUGGUAACCCAAUGAAGAAUGUUACCAUAUGCAUCAUUUUCAACAAAGACCCUUACGUUCUUGUAUCUUCUGAAUGCUUUUUCUCUGAGCCCCUCCCCUGGCUCCUAUUACUAGCCCUCUUCCCAUAUUUCCCAAUGUCUGAACAGUUUAGGCUGUUUUAUUGAUAAGAUACUGUACUUUUUUUCCUAUUUCAUUCAGUGCUUAGGAGAAAGAACUGUUUAUAGCUCCCACUGUAUAUUUACGGAAUGAUGUUAUAUUUACAAAGUGCUUUACAUGAAAAAGUCCUACCAUCAUAAGUUUAUGUAAAGUAAAAUGCUAAAAUAAAUGACACUAAACUUUGUUAUAUAGACAUCAACUAUUAGAAGAAAAAGAAGUCCACAGUUGGAAUUUUUUGUUCUAGAGG
Tupaia belangeri chinensis (Chinese tree shrew) is the source of this 1779-nucleotide messenger RNA. It is a transcript of the gene TIGAR, whose product is annotated as TP53 induced glycolysis regulatory phosphatase. Gene Ontology annotation, cellular component: cytosol. Lineage: Eukaryota; Metazoa; Chordata; Mammalia; Scandentia; Tupaiidae. The record is from RefSeq and is a predicted model, not a curated record. The coding region runs from base 126 to 938 and encodes 270 amino acids. Gene Ontology annotation, molecular function: fructose-2,6-bisphosphate 2-phosphatase activity. Gene Ontology annotation, biological process: regulation of pentose-phosphate shunt; negative regulation of glycolytic process. The transcript is spliced from 6 exons.